GAUCGAAGCCAAACCAAACCAAACCAUUGUUGGGCGUGGCUGGAUAUAUCAGGGCGAUCCUGGUCCCCUUUUCGGUAUAUAAGCGAGGAGGAACCGGGCUGACAGCAUCAUUCGGUCAUCGACGAUCACAGAAUUAAUCCACACCAUGGUCUUCAAGCUGGUUUCCGCACUUGCCCUCGUGGCCGUCGUCUCUGCUGGCGUAAUCCCAUCGGCUCCGAUUGCCUAUCACGCGCCUGUUGCCCCCGUCUACGCUCACGCCGCUCCCUUGGCACCAGUAGCCCCAGUUGCCUACGCAGCCCCGAUCGCUAAGGCAGUUGUGGCCAAAGCCGUCGACGCCGACUACGACCCGAACCCCCAGUACAACUAUUCCUACGACGUUCAGGACGCGAUCACUGGUGACAACAAGCAGCAACAGGAGAGCCGCAACGGAGACGCCGUUCAGGGCAGCUAUUCCUUCAUAGAAGCCGACGGAACCCGUCGCAUCGUCGAAUACACCGCCGACCCCGUUAACGGCUUCAACGCCGUCGUCCACAAGGAACCCGCCAACGUCGCCGUCAAGGCCGUUGCUCACGUAGCUCCCGUCGCUCCCGUCGCUCACGUCGCCCCGGCUGCUCUCUACCACCACUGAUUACCAACUUGAACCCUGAAAUAACACAACACGUUUUGAUACAUUUAUAUUUAUGUGUUCGGUGUAAAUAAAGAACUGCUCUUUUUAUCAAAA
Messenger RNA from Neodiprion fabricii, 721 nucleotides. Its product is annotated as larval cuticle protein A2B-like. NCBI's taxonomy places the organism in Eukaryota, Metazoa, Arthropoda, Insecta, Hymenoptera, Diprionidae. The record is from RefSeq and is a predicted model, not a curated record. The coding region runs from base 146 to 628 and encodes 160 amino acids. The transcript is spliced from 2 exons. Gene Ontology annotation, cellular component: extracellular matrix.